Molecule: messenger RNA, 2168 nt
Organism: Mercenaria mercenaria
Lineage: Eukaryota; Metazoa; Mollusca; Bivalvia; Venerida; Veneridae
Exons: 5
Coding region: 216-2168 (650 amino acids)
Source: RefSeq, a predicted model, not a curated record
UUUAUGUUGCAACGACCUUGGAUGGUACGGAUUUCGAAAAAUUAAAUCAACCUAAUUUUUCAUCGCGCAAUUACUUAUCGUCGCAGUGGCCGACUGGUUAGCGUGUUUGACUACAAGGACGAAAUUUUCGAGUUCGAAACCUCAUCUAGUUAACUUUUUUUUUUCAACUUAUUUUUUUCUUUCCUGUUUAGUAUUUUUUCAUUAAAUAUAUUUCAAUGGCAUGCCUCAAUUACGAAAUGUUUUAUUUUUCAUUUGCACAGGAGCUAAAUGAUCUUCUGUCAUGCUUUGGAUUGACAGACCAAACUAACAUUGGCCGUUCUGCAGCAACUUAUGAUACUGAUACUGAUAUUGAUGAGGUGCAAGAUGUUAGCAUUGAAUCCCGUCUUCAAAGAUAUUACACAGCUACCCCCCUUGCAGAGGAAUACGGUAAUGAAUCAGAAACUCAAGUUAAUGAAGACACUAGUGUAAAUAGUGAAGAUCCACAGUGUGAUAUUAACACUGUGAAAACCAUUUAUGACAGUGGAUGCAAAUGUACAAAAAACUGCUUCAGUAAUUUUACUUUUUCCCAGAUUGAAUCAAACAUUCUUAAUGUAAGGGAAAUGACAAAAAGUGAAAAGGAAAUGCUAAUUAUGGGCACUCUCAAGAGAAUAAUCUCUGAUGCUAGAUGUAAGGGAAAUCGUAAACGUUCACGAUAUGAAUAUGUGUUUGAGGGUGUAACAGUGUGCCAUGAAACAUUUCUAGUGGUGUUUGAUAUUAAAGACAGACAACUGAGAAACAUUAAACAUCACAUGGAAGAACAUGGUGCUCAGCCACGUGUUCACGGCCACAGCGGUAGACGUGCCCCCAACGCAUUUCCUCCUGAAGUAAUUAAGGACGCAGUGCAAUAUAUACUGAGCUACGCAAACGAAGAGGGAUUCCCUCAGCCUGCGGCACCAAGAGGGCGAGAGGACGAGGCCCCAAUUUACUUACCAUCCUCGGACACAAAGCAGUCCGUACACAGUGAGUAUGUAAAACGUUGUAUGGAAGCUGAAAAGAGGUAUGUUGGUUUAACAACAUUUAAAGACAUAUGGAAAAAUUGUUUGCCACAUAUAAAAAUAGCCUCUCCAAAGGAAGAUGUGUGCAAAGUAUGCGAGGACUGUAAGCAGGAUAUCAAGCUUGCCAUGAGCGACAAUGACAAAAUACUUGCAACACAGAAGUACCACAAUCAUGUACUCCAAGCCAGGAAAGAAAGGGAACUAUACGUAGAAUGCGUGGAAAGGUCAACAGCAAUGUUUGUUAACCGGGCACAACAAGACCAGGCUGCGGGAGAUGGAUUUUCGACAGACGACGUACAUUACACGUUCGACUUUAGUCAGUAUGUCAAGUUGCCUCACCAUGCGCAAGAAAAGGGACCCACAUUCUUCAUUCAACCAAGAAGAGUGCAGAUAUUUGGUUUCCGGGCCGAUGGCUAUAAGCAGUACAACUAUCUCAUCGACGAGGACCAAACCAUUGGAAAAGAUGGCCAGAAUGUACACGGACCGGAUUCUGUUAUAUCAAUGAUUGAUCACGCCUUCCACACGUUCGGUACUGGAGAGACGGAAUGUGGUAUUCAUGCUGAUAAUUGUUUCGGUCAGAACAAGAACAGAUAUGUGCUGGCGUACUUAUCAUGGCGCACGAUGACCGGGCGGCACAGAACAAUCAGAUAUAUGAUGCAGUUACCAGGACACACAAGGUGCCUGAUCGACGCCGGGUUUGGUACUAUUAAGAAGUUGUAUCGGCGUUCGAACUGUGACACACUCCAGCACGUGGUAGAUGUUGUACACAAAUCGACACACAGUAAUGUACCGGUUACAUACGACGAGAAUGGGUGGGAGUGGAGAGACUGGAAGAUGUUCCUCGGUGAUAGGUUCAAAAAAGUGCCAAACAUUUCCAAAUAUUAUCACUUCCGCUUCACAUCAAGCGAACCCGGGGUAGUGUACAUGAAGGUAGCCGCAGACGGCACCGAGGAAAUCCGAUUUGUCAUUUGCAAGACGAACUAUUUACGAAUGGACACCUAUGAUCUUCCGUCAGUUAUUAGGCCAGCAGGACUCAGCAAGGAACGUCAGACGUAUCUAUACCGCCACGUCAGGCCGCUGAUGAGACGUCCGUUUCAGGACGUUCUUUGUCCGCCCCCUGCGUCGGACGAUUGA